Molecule: messenger RNA, 1939 nt
Organism: Oncorhynchus gorbuscha (pink salmon)
Lineage: Eukaryota; Metazoa; Chordata; Actinopteri; Salmoniformes; Salmonidae
Gene: dnajc5gb
Product: DnaJ (Hsp40) homolog, subfamily C, member 5 gamma b
Exons: 5
Coding region: 154-756 (200 amino acids)
Source: RefSeq, a predicted model, not a curated record
CUACACUUGGUUUGUUUUUAAACUGGCAAAUGCGUAAAAUUAAGGGUGCGGUCGUGGACAAAGAUUCUAGGGACACUAAAAAAAACCGUCGAAAGAAAGUGGAAUGAAUGUAGCGGUGUGAUUUUUCACCUUAAACACUUAACGAUCUAAAACAUGGCGGAACCAAACCAAAGACCUCAACGUAAGAUGUCCACCGCAGGAGACGGUCUAUACAAGGUCCUCGGACUGGAGAAGGGGGCGUCGCAAGACGAAAUAAAGAAGGCAUACAGGAAACUAGCACUGAGGCAUCACCCUGACAAGAACCCAGACAAUCCCGAGGCAGCUGAGAAGUUUAAGGAAAUCAACAAUGCCAACUCCAUCCUCAACGAUGAGACCAAGAGGAAGGUCUAUGACGAGUACGGCUCCAUGGGCCUCUAUGUCGCAGAGCAGUUUGGAGAGGAGAGUGUUAAAUACUACUUCCUCAUGCACAAGUGCUGGUUCAAGACCCUGAUGGUGUUCUGUGGAAUCUUCACCUGCUGCUGCUGCUGCUGUUUCUGCUGCUUCUGCUGUGGGAAGUGCAAGCCACCGGGGAACGAGGAGCACGCAUACGUAGACCCAGAGGACCUUGAGGCCCAGAUCAGAGCUGAGCAGGACAGGGGUGAUCAUCAACCCGUUGUAGUGCAACCUCAUUCUGCUGCUGUUGAGAAGGCAGAGUCCGACCACGACCAGUCUGCAUCCAACCACUCUGACCCUAUAUUCACCACAACGGACGAGUAAGAACCUGUUAGCGGGGCGUCUUCCCAUAGCCUGGUCCCAGAUCUGUUAGUGUUGUUUUGCUAACUCCUAUGGUCAUAGGGAUUUGGCAAGACUGCACAGACAUGGGACCAGUCUAGUCUUCCCAGUCUGCUACUGCCAACCAAGAUGGUCCACUCCACAUUAAAAUUCUGUGAUCAGUUUCUGGGGAUCAGUGGCAGGUGCUGAAAUGCUUACAGUCAACCCUCUGUACUAUAUGUGGCCAAAGCCAUGUACAGUUCCUUCAGAAAGUAUUCAUACCCCUUGACUUAUUCCACAUUUUGUGUUACAGCCUGACUUAUUCUUACCCAUGGACACACAAUAACUCAUAAUGACAAUGUGAAAACAUGUUUUUUGACAUUUUUGCUAAUUAAAUGUAUAAAUAUCUUAUUUACAUAAGUAUUCACAACCUGGAGUCAAUAGUUGUUAGAAUCACCUUUGGCAGCGAUUUUUAAAGCUGAGUAUUUCUGGGUAAGUCUAAUAGCUUUGCACAUAUGGAUUGUCCAAUAUUUGCAUAUUAUUCUUUAAAAAAUUAUUCCAGCUCUGUUAAGCUCAUUGCUAGACAUCCAUUUUCAUGUCUUGUCGUAGAUUUCCAAGCAGAUUUAGGACAAAACUGUAACUAGGUCACUCAGGAAAAUUCUAUAUCAUCUUGGUAAGAAAAUCUAGUGUAUAUUUGGCCUUGUGUUUUAGGUUAUUGUCCUGCUGACAGGUGAUUUUUGUCUCCGUGUCUGUUGGAAAGCAGACUGAACCAGGUUUUCCUCUUGGAUUUUACCUGUGCUCUAUUCCGUUUUUUUUGUUAUAUCAACCACUGCCUAGUUCUUGCCGAUGACAAGCAUACCCAUAACAUGAUGCAGCCACCACAAUGCUUGAAAAUAUGAGGAGUGGUAUUCAGUAAUGUGUUGUGUUGGAUUUGCUCCCAACAUAACACUUUCUAUUCAAGACAUUAAGUUAAUUUCCUUGCCACAGGUUUUACUUCAGUGCCUGUUUUGGAAUAUUCUGUACAGACUUUCUUCUUUUGACUUUGUCGGUUAGGUUAUUGUGGUGUAACUACAAUGUUGUUGAUUCAUCCUCAGUUUUCUCCUAUCACAGCCAUUAAAGUCUGUAACUGUUUUAAAGUUACCUUUGACCUCAUGGUGAAAUCCCCGAGCGGUAUCCUUCCUCUCCAGCA